CGCCAAAAUCGUUUGUAGCUACUUCGUCGUCAUGCAUUGUUGGAAAUAAUAGUGAAAAGUAUUUACAAAUUUAGCAAAAUCGUUUGUGACGUUUCGAUCCAAGUACACGAACCUUGCCACGUCGAUUUCAAUAGAGAACGGCAGUAGCCGCCUGCCAAGAGCGUCCAGCGCGGGGACUGUCGGGUAGCUGCAAGGAGGAAAGGAGCGACGAGCCGAGUGCAGCGACAUGAAAAUGCAUUUGUAGCCCUCAAACACGCUCGCACACAAAGACACACACACAGGGUCGCGCAAGCACACAUUGCACACUGACGCAGAGUGCAGCAGCCAGGAGGACAGGAGAACCAGGAGGAUCAGGAGCAGCUUCAUCAUCAGCAGCUGCAGCCGAAGGAGGAGGAGGCGGCGGCGGAAAAAAGGGAGGAGCGGGAGCAGCAACAACAAAUGGCGCUGGUGACAGUGCAGCGCUCUCCCAGUGGGGCUGGCUCCUGCUCGAAUUCGGUGAGCACCUCUUCGCGUGCGUGCUUUGUUUUGGUCUCCCUAAUUAGAGUAUAGCUCUCUUUCCGUUGUGGUGCGUGUUCCGCCUGGUUCGGUCAUGAUCCUUUGUGUGUUCCCUUGCAAAAAAAAAAUGUUUAUUUUCGCAGUUGUUGCUUGUGGGUUUUCUGAGUGCUGAGCUAUAUGAUUUUUUUCUGUUUUCGGCCUGGCGUGGGCGUCAUCGUCGCUGCUUUCGGUGUAACCCAAGCAAAUCAGCCGCAGACGUCGCGACGUCUAUAUUUUUCAAUAAACUUUUGCAUUGCCUUAUUUGUCGUUUUUCCGUUGUUUUUCGCUUGGCACCCUCUCUUUCCCCUUUCCACCUGCGGUGGUGUUCCGUUAGGCGGCCGCCCGACCGCCCCAAAAAUAGUUCGCGAGACCUUGACGUCUGCAUAUGCUCAUAUGUUUGUUAGUGUUAUUGUGUGUGAGUGUGUGCGUGUGUUGUGUGUGUGUGCCGCCCUUGGAAUUUUAAUUCAGGCAAUAAUCAAGCAAAUAUCUCCCGGCCGCUGAUCCCUUUUUGUAAAGUCGUUCAUCAUGAGGUCUUGCGUUUGGCCCCAAUACGAUAUAUUUUGUUUACCGGGGGGGGAUGGCGAGGCCGAGGACGACGAGGGCAAUAGCAAGCAGGCUGAGUGCAUCAGUGCCGGCAGGGACAUUGCCCUGGUCUUGGAUCUCCCGCCAAAGGACCAAAGUGAGCGCCGGCUAAGCACCGACUCCACCCGCUCCAGCAACAGCACGCAGAGCAACAACUCGGACAUUCAGCUCCAUUUGCAGUCCAUGUUCUUCCUGCUGCAUCGCGAGGACACCCUAAAGAUGGCCGUUAAGUUGGAGUCGCAACGGUCGAACCGCACCCGAUACCUCGUGAUCGCUUCCCGCAGUUGUUGCCGGUCCUCCACCAGCGAACAUCGGCGUCAUCGGAUCAUGCGUCACAACUCGGCCAAGGUUAGUGGAUCCUCGGGCACCGGUUCGGGCGGUGCCACUGCCCAGCGGCAGAUGUCCGAGGAUCAUGCGGCCAGCGGAGCAGUAACAAGCACACCAGCUAGCAAAUGUGAUAGGUCAGCGGACAAAGAGAAUGCAACGGCGGCCGGCGAUAACAAGAAUACCUCGGGCAUGGAGGAGUCCUGUCUCCUGGGCAUUGAUUGCAACGAGCGGACCACGAUUGGCCUGGUGGUGCCGAUUCUGGCAGACACCUCAAUUCACCUGGAUGGUGAUGGUGGUUUUAGUGUCAAGGUCUUCGAGAAGACGCACAUUUUCAAGCCCGUUUCAGUACAGGCCAUGUGGUCCGCGCUACAGACACUGCACAAGGUGUCGAACAAGGCUCGUGAAAGCAACUUCUAUGCCAGCGGUCCCUCUCACGACUGGCUGUCCAGCUACGAGAGCCGCAUCGAGUCCGACCAAUCCUGUCUGAACGAAUGGAAUGCCAUGGAUGCAAUCGAGAGCCGUCGUCCCCCCUCGCCCGAUGCCAUACGAAACAAACCCACUAAGAAAGAGGAAACCGAGAGUGUCAUUAAGAUUAAGCUGAAGGCCAUCAUGAUGUCAGUGGACUUGGACGAGGUUACCUCGAAGUACAUACGCGGGAGGCUGGAGGAGAUUCUCGACAUGGACCUGGCCGAGUACAAGUCGUUCAUUGAUGAGGAAAUGCUUCUUAUACUUGGCCAGAUGGACGCGCCCACCGAGAUAUUCGAGCACGUGUACUUGGGUUCGGAAUGGAAUGCCAGCAAUCUGGAAGAACUGCAAAAGAAUGGCGUUCGCCAUAUUCUCAAUGUGACUCGGGAGAUCGACAACUUUUUUCCCGGAACCUUCGAGUACUUUAAUGUGCGUGUCUAUGACGACGAGAAGACCAAUCUCCUGAAACACUGGGAUAGUACCUACCGAUACAUUUCCCGGGCCAAGGCCGAGGGAUCGAAGGUUCUGGUGCAUUGCAAGAUGGGCGUCAGCCGGUCUGCUUCGGUGGUGAUUGCGUAUGCAAUGAAAGCCUACCAGUGGGAGUUUCAGCAGGCAUUGGAGCACGUUAAGAAGCGCCGGAGCUGCAUAAAGCCGAACAAGAACUUCCUCACCCAGCUGGAGACGUAUAACGGCAUGCUGGACGCCAUGAAGAACAAGGAGAAGUUGCAGCGCAGCAAGAGCGAAACCAAUUUGAAGAGCACAAAAGACGCACGUCUGCUGCCUGGAAGUGAGCCGACGCCUCUUAUCCAGGCUCUCAACCAGGCCAAGUCAAAGUCCACCGGGGAGACGGCCGGUGUCACUCCGGAUGGCGAGCAGGAACCAGACAAGCGGCUGCAUCGACGCUCCACCGCCCAAAAAUCACAGCGCCGCAUGAUUCGACGUUCGAGUAGCACAUCACCGAAAACCCAGACGGCAGUAGUCACCAAGCAACAAAGUCAGUCGAUGGAAAACUUGACGCCGGAGCGAAGUGUGGCCGAGGAACCGAAAAACAUGCGCUUUCCUGGCAGCAAUGGCGAGAACUACAGCGUCACCCAGAAUCAGGUGCUGCACAUCCAGAAGCACACGCCUCUGUCUGUGCGCACGAGGGUUCACGAUCUCGAGGCGCACCGAGCGGACCAACUGCCACCGCCUUCACAGAGCCAUCAGUCCCAACAGCCCGUUUGGACUGCUUCCAGCAAGCUGAUCACUCAAACUUCGCAUCUAGGAGGAACGUCGCGUCGCGACUCCGGAUCAUCGGAUGUGUUUUCCUCGCAAGUGGACAGUGUGUUUGCCCGAGAGGAGCGCGAAAAGCGGCAGCGCCGCAAAACACAGUCCUGGACAGAGUCUUUUGGCCCCAGUGGGGGUAUCGUUCUGGACCAGCAGCAGCAGUCCAGCUCGGGUUCUAUUGUGUUGGCCCCACGCGGACUGCGACAAAGGGAACCACCAUCGCGACACGCCAGCUGGGGAUCAGGGGACAACCGGAGUAGUCUUCCGUUACGGACCAGCUCGUGUUCCUACUACGACAGCAAUCGCAAUGCCACGACCACGGCCAUUUUCGAGGGUCAGAUCCAGGAUCUGAAGCGCAGCAGUAACUGCAACAUAAGCGAAGGAGAAGUCCUUGGUGUUGGCGAAGGCACCGUGAAGCGCACUAAGCAGAAACUAGAAGAAAAUAAGGCUUCGUUGAAGAAGCGCUGUCAGGAGGACAACAGUCAGGAGCAGCAGCCGGUCCUGGAGUCGGUGGAUAGCAGUAGCGGUGGUCAGAAAAGGAGCCCAAGCUUACAGAGGAGCACCUCCUCGGCGCACAGCCCACGUCAGAGGCAACCUCUGCGCUGCAACAGCGAGGAACUGAUGCACACCAGCGACAUUGAAAACAAGAACACCACCCAUGGAGACCAAUCGGACGUUGUGGAGCUGCGGCAGGCCCAGAAUCCAUCGCUGGCCGAAGACCAGCGUAUUUCGGGCAACGUGCAAAUACUCAAGCAGAACUUUGAAGCCAAAGCGGGUGUGGUAGGAAGCGUUGGUGGAGGUGGUGGGGGUGGUGGUGCUGGAAACGGAACCGUUAUUGGAUCCGUGUCCGGAUCAGGUUGCAGUGCAGCGGCAGCGGGGGUUGGGGUUGGAGCAAGUGGUGGAUCCGUCAAUCCAAACCCGUGUAAAAAGUCAUCUAGCCACCAAUCACUGCCCUCGUCGCCGGUAGCACAGCACGCCAAUCACGUGUCCACCGCCUCGAACUCCAACUCAUCCGAUUCCAGCGUAAGCGAAAAUUGUGAUCGUAAUGUAAAAGGUCUAGUGCAUAAAUAUCAAACUACUACUUCCUGCAGUAGCCAGGCCAACAGCUCACUGCCGCUCGCCACCACCGCCGCCAGCAACAUCAACGUGAACAACUCUAGCAGCAGCACCAGCAGCAACACCACGACAACCACCACUAGCUUCAAGCAACGACCGCGCUCCUACUACGACCGCUCGCUGUCGAAUCGAUCCACGCACGAUUACAGUGACAGUCGUCCGCCGCCCGCACCCGCACGCACCAGUAUGCAACAUAAUCCACAUCCACAGCAGCAGCAGCAACAGCCGGAGCAACAGGUGCAGAUCCGACGGCUGGCACAGCACGGAAAGACUCAUCCUUUGAGCAGGCUAAGUGCUCCGAAAACGGGCUUCAACACAGCCGCCUACAACACCAUCCUAAUCAGCCUUAUUCGUUCCUUCCACUACUCAUGGUCGGAGUGCAAGAACUGACGAGGAUCGGACACUGCCGAGAAGCCCACAUCAGAGCUGGUCUGAAGCCCUAUCCCCCAAGACAUACCCCACCUAAAACAUAUGUAUUUUUUUCUAUUUAUCAGACGGUGUAUUUAUGAAUAAAAAAAACUGUAAUCCAA
Messenger RNA from Drosophila ananassae, 4820 nucleotides. RefSeq names its product protein phosphatase Slingshot (gene ssh). The transcript is spliced from 8 exons. Gene Ontology annotation, biological process: protein dephosphorylation; actin cytoskeleton organization; negative regulation of actin filament polymerization. Gene Ontology annotation, cellular component: cytoplasm. NCBI's taxonomy places the organism in Eukaryota, Metazoa, Arthropoda, Insecta, Diptera, Drosophilidae. Gene Ontology annotation, molecular function: protein tyrosine/serine/threonine phosphatase activity; actin binding. The record is from RefSeq and is a predicted model, not a curated record. Bases 1060 to 4680 code for a protein of 1206 amino acids.